GAGCUUAAGCUUCCCAUGAUGCUCCGCGCGGCGUCAACUUUAACCGCAGGGCGACUGAGCAGUAGCUAUGGCUGCGCCCAGGCCGGAGGUUCUGUCUGAGCAGUCUCCCGCGGCCGCCCCCGAUUUGGAUUGGUGUGAGAAGUCGGAAGAAACUCACGCUCCCCAGGUAGACCCCGAGACGGCCAUCACGUCACCCCAGGAACCUUCCAAUGCUUCGGAGCCCUUCUGCCCGAGAGACUUGGUGCCGGUGGUUUUCCCUGGGCCUGUGAGCCAGGAAGGCUGCUGCCAGUUUACUUGUGAACUUCUAAAGCAUAUCAUGUACCAACGCCAACAGCUCCCUCUGCCCUACGAACAGCUUAAGGACUUCUACCGAAAAUCUUCUCCCCAGGCAGAGGACUCUGUAAGGAAGAAACCUAGGCUCACCACUGAGGUGAGCAGCAGGAAGUGUCAGCAGACCCUGGCAGAACUGGAGAGUGUCCUCAGUCACCUGGAGGACUUCUUUACCCGGACACUGGUCCCUCGGGUGUUGAUCCUCCUUGGAGGCAAUGCCCUCAGCCCCAAGGAGUUCUAUGAACUUGACUUGUCCAGGCUGGCUCCCUUCAGUGUGGACCAGAGUCUGAACACAGCGGCUUGUUUGCGUCGUCUCUUCCGGGCCAUCUUCAUGGCGGAUGCCUUUAGUGAGCUGCAGGCGCCUCCACUCAUGGGCACCAUUGUCAUGGUGCAGGGGCACCGUGACUGUGGAGAAGAUUGGUUUCGACCCAAGCUCAACUACCGAGUGCCCAGCCGGGGCCACAAACUCACGGUGACGCUGUCCUGUGGCAGACCUUCCAUCCCAGCCGUGGCUUCAGAGGAUUACAUUUGGUUCCAGGCACCAGUGACACUUAAAGGUUUCCAUGAGUGACUGAAUGAGGACAAUGGCUGCAUUGUCCCGGGGUAGCAAGGUGCCCAUCUCAUGUUUGGAACUGAAGCUGCUUCCUGGUGAGGGAGGAAGUCUCUGUCCGGGUAUGCCUCCUCUCCCAGACUGCCUGGUGACUGGUAUGUGGCUGUGGCUGUGAUAAUCAACCAGGCAAAGUCCCAGAAUCAACGAAUGACUCCCAGAGGCCUCUGGGCCUGGUAGUUCUGGUCAGACUAGAGAGCAUGGAGGGGGACCUUCUCUGCUUUAUUCUGUGACUUCAGAGCUGUUUGACACCAGGGUCAUAGCUUGGGUGUGAAUUUAAAUAUGAAAUGAAUAGUUGUAUUAAAUUUUCCUAACAUUUUGACUUAGA
Mesocricetus auratus (golden hamster) is the source of this 1265-nucleotide messenger RNA. RefSeq names its product MAD2L1 binding protein (gene Mad2l1bp). The transcript has 3 exons. The record is from RefSeq and is a predicted model, not a curated record. Gene Ontology annotation, cellular component: nucleus. NCBI's taxonomy places the organism in Eukaryota, Metazoa, Chordata, Mammalia, Rodentia, Cricetidae. Gene Ontology annotation, biological process: regulation of exit from mitosis. The coding region runs from base 68 to 901 and encodes 277 amino acids.